AUGGCUGAUGGAGGUGAUGCACCAGACGAUUCGAUAUUCGAUUUGAGCAAAAAGAAGAAGAAGAAGAAGCCAAAAGAUGAUGCUGCAGGCGCUGAAAAAGAGGGCGAUGAGAAUACUCCCACCGAACAGCAAACAGCAACGAAAGAAAAGAAGAGCAAGAGCGUUGCUUUCGCUGCUGAAGCAUCGGAAAAUCAAGAAAAUCAAAAUACUGAACCAGCAGCCGGUGGUGCGGCUGGAGACGAUGACGAUGAUGAUGACGUUCUUGCUACUCGUAAGAAAAAGAAGAAGAAAUCAGUGAAAACGGACGCAACUGGCGAAGGCGAUCUUCAAAAAGAAACGACAACCGGAACAGCUGGUGAUGAAACAGCAAUCGAUACGACAUCCGUACAAGGGGAAUACACCUAUGAUGAUUUACUAACUCGGGUAUUCAAUAUCAUUCGUGAAAAGAAUCCUAAUGUCAUCGAAGGUGAAAAAAUCAAAUUAACUUUGAAACCACCACAAGUAGCACGUAUCGGCACAAAACGUACCUCAUUCUCCAAUUUCGGUGAAAUCUGCAAAUCACUUAAACGACAAGAGAAACAUUUACAUCAAUACCUACUUGCUGAAUUGGGUACAAAUGGUUCCAUCGAUGCCAACAAUGCAUUGAUCAUCAAAGGACGUUUUCAACAGAAACAAAUCGAAAGUGUCCUUCGAUCAUAUAUCAAGGAAUACGUUAUUUGUAAAACGUGUCGAUCGCCUGAUACUUUGUUGCAGAAGGAAGAACGUCUAUCCGUACUUUUGUGUAAUAAUUGUCGUUCGCGCUACUUCGUUUCCGGUAUCAAGACUGGUUUUCAAGCUCAAGUUGGCAAACGUGCUGCAACACGUGCGAAAGCGACUUGA
This is a messenger RNA of Adineta ricciae, 879 nucleotides long. The record is from the annotation of a GenBank genome assembly. Lineage: Eukaryota; Metazoa; Rotifera; Eurotatoria; Adinetida; Adinetidae.